Pleurotus ostreatus (oyster mushroom) is the source of this 921-nucleotide messenger RNA. RefSeq lists its product as uncharacterized. The transcript is spliced from 3 exons. NCBI's taxonomy places the organism in Eukaryota, Fungi, Basidiomycota, Agaricomycetes, Agaricales, Pleurotaceae. The record is from RefSeq and is a predicted model, not a curated record. Bases 1 to 921 code for a protein of 306 amino acids.
AUGGCAUCCCCAUUGCCGUCAGCGACGGCGAGCAGGGAAUCUUCGCCGCCGCCCCAUGCAGAGCAGGACCUCGGUAAACCAGCGACUUGGAAAGAAGCAAGCAGCUCGAGCGAUGCCUUGACACCGCACUAUUGGAAGGGCAAGGGCAAAUCCACCGACGGCGACGUCGAGGGCUCCGACACAGCACUCAGCGACGACCCUGCGGUAUCAGACAGUAGUGCCAAUGGUCCUUACCCUCCCAUUCCUGAUGAAGAGGCAGAGUCUCGUCGCAUACAAGAGACGCUGCAACGAUGGGAGAUUGCUGAAAGGCAGAGGCGGAAGGCAGCGAGGGAAUCAACGCAAGCACCGGCGGCUCCUUCACUCAUGGGCGAUGUUACUCGUCGUGCAAGUCUGCUCUGGUCGGGCAGAAAGCCCCGGCCAGCGGAAGCAAACGAAGGGCUGGGGAAACAUGCAGUGCUCAAUUCACGCGAAUCCAUAGAUGUUCCCUUGGAUGACAUUGCGACCGCCUCAAGCCCUGCCCCGUCGCCCACGCCGACGGCAGCCACAUCGCCUUUUGCGGAUGCCCAGGCCCAAGUUCGGAAUCCGUUCAUGGCGUCGUCAGAAUAUUUGGAGUCGCCAGUUCCUCCAAGCCAACAGGAGAUGGGUGCAUUAAUGGUAGCAUCGGAUACCGGUACCCUUUCCCCUCUGUCCCACUCUAAGCCACCACCACCGAAACCGAUCAAUAUUCCUCCUCCACGUACCCCGCCUCCACGCGUCGACUCGCCGCCGAGACUUGCCGAUGCACCACCCGUAUCCUCUCAGAAAGACACGAAUGCUGCUUCUAAAGAUUCGAGAUGGUGGCACGACUGGUUGUGCGGCUGCUCAGAAGGACCAGACCGAGGUGGAGAUUAUCAGGCUGGCCGGACAAACCCUUUCGAAUAG